Drosophila innubila is the source of this 8451-nucleotide messenger RNA. RefSeq names its product pneumococcal serine-rich repeat protein (gene htk). Lineage: Eukaryota; Metazoa; Arthropoda; Insecta; Diptera; Drosophilidae. Gene Ontology annotation, biological process: regulation of transcription by RNA polymerase II. The record is from RefSeq and is a predicted model, not a curated record. The transcript is spliced from 6 exons. Gene Ontology annotation, molecular function: transcription cis-regulatory region binding. Gene Ontology annotation, cellular component: nucleus. Bases 417 to 8228 code for a protein of 2603 amino acids.
UAAACGGCAACUUUUUUCUACGAGGUGGCAACGUCUAGACUACCACAGCAAAGACGCUAAACAACGCAAAAGCAAGGGACGAAAAUUUCACUUUGAUUUGCGUUAAAAACAUAAAAGGGCAGCAACAAAACCAGAUUAAAUUGUCUGGAAUAACUGAAGCACUGCGGAUGAGCCGUGCAACAGUAAAAGCAGCAUAAAUAAGGAUAAAGAAAAAGCCAAUACGAACACGCAACGCGGCAAUCCGUGUCGCUGGCAGAAGACUGCCCCCGAGGAGGUGGAGGUUUUUGGAGUGCAUCCAGUCCAAGUCAACAUAAACAUAAACAAUCAAAGUGAAAAUGAGCAGCCACUUUUGAUAGUAGAAAAAAGUGGCGUUGGUAUUCAGUUCUACAAAUAGCGAACGUUAUUCACAAUAUAAAAUGCAGCAAGUGGACGAUCCGCCAUCGUUGCCCGUGGGCACCGAGGUGAGCGCCAAAUACAAGGGCGCCUUCUGCGAGGCCAAAGUCAGCAAAGUGGUGCGAAACAUCAAAGUGAAGGUCGCCUACAAACAGGGACUCGGAUCGGGCAUUGUCUCCGAUGAUGCAAUAAAGGCGGCACCAGGUCAGCUGCGUGUUGGCGCCAUCGUAGAGGUGCGUCAUCCGGAUCGCAAGGAGAACGUUGAGGCGACCAUAACAAAGAUACAGGAUUGCUCCCAAUACACGGUCGUAUUCGAUGAUGGCGACAUUACAACAUUGCGACGCACGGCUCUAUGUCUGAAAAGUGGCAGGCAUUUCAAUGAGAGCGAGACAUUGGAUCAAUUACCGUUAACACAUCCAGAGCAUUUUGGUAAUCCCGUCGUUGGCGGGCGACGUGGACGUCGUCGCGGUCAACUGAACGAUGGCAGCUCCGAUGAUGAUGACGAGAGCGAUGCCAAGGAGGUGGUUAACGAGAAGGAGGAGAACAUUGGCAAGGUCGUCUGCGUGGAAACGGAAUCGAAGAAAAAGGAUAAAGAGAAAUGGUUCCCAGCUCUCGUUGUGGCGCCCACGGCACAAGUGAGCAAACAAGCAACUGUGCGCAUACGAGUCAAGGACGAGUAUCUGGUGCGUUCGUUCAAGGAUGGACGCUACUACACGGUGCCCAAGAAGGAGGCCAACGAGUUCACACGCGAAAUGGCAACCAAACAGGAUGGACCCGCCGUUCUUGCCGCCAUUGAAUUUCUCGAUGGAAGCGUUUUGCCCGCUCAUUGGGAUCGGGAUUCGCUGUUUGGCUUAUCAAAUUUAACAAGCGAUGAUGAGGGUGAAAUCGAUUCGGAUUCAUCCGAUGAUGAGCCGCACGAGGAGAAGGAUUUGUUUGUGGCGCAAUUGUAUAAAUAUAUGGAUGAUCGUGGUACGCCAUUGAAUAAGGUGCCAUCGAUACAGAGCCGCGACGUGGAUCUCUAUCGUCUGUUCCGUGCUGUGCAGAAACGUGGUGGCUACAAUCGUGUCACCGCCAAGAAUCAGUGGAAACUUAUUGCCAUGCGAUUGGGAUUUACGCCGUGCACAUUGUCCGUCAUGAAUCUAGUGAAGCAGGCAUAUAAGAAGUUUCUGCAACCUUAUGGCGAUUUCCAUCGCAAACUUGGUUGCUCCAUGUUGAUGCCGUCACGCAACUCGAAUCGCAGCAAGGGACGCAGCCUUGUGCGUGCCAAUUCGGUGGCGUCUCCCAAACCCGCGGACACCACUAAACUGGAAACUAGCAAAUUGGCAGUGGCUAAUCAAGCAGCUGCUGCCAUUGCCAGCAGCAGCAAUGCUGCCUCCUCCACUGCAGCAGCAGCAGCAACCACUUCGACUGCCGCCCACAGCAGCGGCGGCGGCAAUGCAACAGCUGCCACGCCCCUUAGAGCCGCCUCAAGAGCCUCGCAGUCAGCAGCCGAGGAAUCGGAAAACACAAGCGAAUCGAGUGUCGUCGUGGAGCCGGUGAAGAAACAACGCAAAGCAUCUGCCGCCAGUGGCAGUGGCAAAGUCAAAAGUCUUGUCGAGAAAUAUGAAGAGAAAUCUGCAGAGAAAUCCAGUACAACAGCAGCAACAACAGCAGCACCGGCAGCUGCAACGGCUGCCAAUGUCAGCAGCAAUGCGGCAACAACAUCAGCAGCAGCAACUGCAACAGCUGCUGCGGCAACAGCAACUGCAGCUGCAUCUUCAGCUGCGGCAACUUCCGCGAGCAGCAAGGAUGCCGAGGCGGAUGUGCCCCUGUCGAAGAUUAAGGCGGCAGCUGUCACAAGAAAAAGCAUCGACAAGGAACCCAGCGCCAGCGCCGCUGGAAGCAAUGCAUCCAUCAAAGCGUCCUUGGCAUCGGCAUCGGAAACGCAACGAAGUCGGGAUGCAUCACCAACAACGGCGUCUGUAGCAGCAGCAACAACAACAUCGACAGCUACAGCAACAACAACAGCAGGUGCAGCAGCAACAACUGCAAGUGCAUCAGCAGGAGGGGGAACAAGUGGAGGAGGAACUACGACAGCAGCAACAACGAAGAAGGAGAAGCACCAACAGCGCAAACAAGUGGAUAAAAGCGAUGAGAAACGCGGCAAACGCAAAAAGGACGAAAUAACGGUUGAGAAAAUCGACACGGGAGAUUUUGUAGUGGGUAUCGGUGACAAACUGAAGGUGAAUUACCACGAAAAGAAAUCACCGAGCUCCCAUGGCAGCACCUACGAGGCGAAGGUCAUCGAGAUUGGCGUGCAGCGUGGCGUGCCCAUGUAUCUGGUGCAUUACACCGGCUGGAAUAAUCGCUAUGACGAGUGGGUGCCACGCGAGCGCAUUGCCGAGAACCUGACCAAGGGAUCCAAGCAGAAGACGCGCACCAUCAGCACGAGCAGCGCCAACAGCGGCGGGGCACCAACCUCAACAGCAUCUGCUACUGCUGCUGUUGCUGGUGGCAACAACAGCAACAAUGGUGGUGGUAAUGUUGCCACAAGCGGUGGCAACUUCUCACUAAAGGAAGGCAAAGCAGCCGGAGCAGGAGGAGGAGCAGCAGCAGCUGGAGGAGAACAACAACAACAACAGUCACUAGGUAGUGCGUUGCAAGGCGGGAGCAAAACUGCCGGCAACACAACCACAACAACAACUACGGCAGCCGCUGCAGCUGGCACAACAACAGCAACUGGAUUGGCAAGCGGGAAACGUGGACGCGGACGCAGUGACUCAAUGCCGCCACGUUCAACGACACCUUCAUCGGUGGCAUCCAAUUCAAGUCGCACCAAAUCGCCAGCUGCCUCACAAACACAACUCAAACAGAAGCGUCCGACACGCACGUUGCCAACACAUCAGCACAGCAGCAGCAACAACAGCAGCGGCAACAGCAACAACAAUCAGUCGCGUCGCAUCUCAGCCUCGGCGUCCGUGUCGGCAAAUGUUUCGGAUGCUUCCAUGGGCAGCGAUACGGAUACGGAUUCCGAUGAGCCAGUGCGUCGUCCCAAACGUAUCAGUGCAAAGGAGCAGCAGCAGCAGCAGCAACAGGGCAACUUUGGCAAAACAAAGGCAGCAACAACCUCAGCUGCAAGCACUUCAGCAACAGUUGCAACUGCAAGUGGCAAGAAAGCUGCUGCUGCUGCUGCCGCUGCCGCUGCUGCCGUUAGGCUGGCACGUGCCAGUGGCAGCGAGGAGAGCGACGAUGAUGAGGAUGAGGAGCAAACACAAUGCCAGCCGCCCAACAAGCAAGCAGCAGCAACAACACAGCAGCAACAUGCGACGCCAGGACAACGACAACGUGCCGGUAAUCGUGCGCUAAGCAGCGGAGCAGCAACUGCUGCAACUGGAGGUGCCAUUGGUGCCACUGCUGUAGGAGGAACAGCAGCUGCAGGAGCAACUAGUGCCGCUGCCGCCGCCAAGGGGCGGGAUUAUGAUCUCAGCGAAAUACGUUUGGAGUUGAAAGGAUUUCAACCACAGUUGCACGAACGCAAAGAUGCGAAUGCCAUCAAAAGUGAAUCAACAAGUGAGACACACGUGAAGCAGGAGCUGAGAGUUAAAACUGGCGGCAGCUCCACAGAGCAAUCAUCCGAGACGGAUUCGUAUAUGGAUGAGGAGGAUUCGCAGUCAUCCGAGAAGAUUGUAUAUCGCAGCAAGCAAACGAGCAGCGAGAAAGCAAACAAAUUAAAUGUAGAUAAAGUCAAGACAGCUGCAACUGCAACUGCAACAGCAGGAACAGCGGCAACUGCAGAGCUGUCGGUGGAGACAACAACAAGAAGCAUCAAAAAGGAGACGGAACAGUUGCAAUUGAAGCAGGACACAUCAGCUGGUGAGGAACGCAAAAUAUUUAAGACAGAGCCCAAAGAGGAGCUGCUAAAUACAAAGCCAACAACAGCAGCAGCAGCAACAACAACAAUGGCAACAACAACUUUAAUUGCACCAGCACGUUUCGGCAGCAACAGCAGCAGCAACAUUGCAACAAGCAGUGGCAAGUGCACCUCGGUGAUUGUGGAGAAGCCACUGACAUUGCUCAAGAAAAACGAAGGAGCAGCAACAACAGCCACAACAGCUAUUGCAGGCGCAGCAGCAGCAACAAUCCUGAUGCCCGCCAAGAAAUUGGAACUGCUCAAGAAGCAGCAACAACAGCAGCAACAGUCAGCUGCCACAUCGGAGGCAAGCAAAAAGUUUGUGGAGCCCGUGUUGCACAAGGAGACGGCAACAUUAAAGGUGGAAUUGCCAGCUGCCUGUUCGCCGUCGAAUUCCAGUUCCUCAUCCAGCUCCUUCUGCUCCAGCAGCAACAACUCCGCCAUUACGACGGUGAGCAUGAGCAGCUCCUCGGCGACACGAUCUCUGCCAGACAUGAGCAAAUUGGAGAUAAGCAGUGGAACAUCAACAGCUGCAGCUGCGGCAGCAGCAGCCACAGCAACAGCAACUGUUGCCAAGGAAAGCAAUAGCAAAUAUAGCAGCAGCAGUGUUGUCAGCAACAUUGCCAGCGGCAUCAAGUUGCUGUCCUCUGAUAUUUACGAGUUUAAGGACACGGAACCAUUUGAAUUUGAGAAACGCAUCUCACCCAUGGCAGCCAUGAGCUGUGGAGGCGCAACAGUUAUAGCCACAGCGACGCCAACAACACCCAGCAGCAGCAGCACUAGUAACAACAGCAACAUGCCAGCUGGUGGCACCAUUGUUACUCCUGUUGUGGCACGUAAACAGGCAUUAAAAGAGAAGCAUGAGCAACAACGUGGCUAUGCAACAGCAGCAGCGGCAGCAGCAGCAACUGUUGCAGCUGCAAGCACAGCUGUUGCUCUUGGUGCCACAGCAGCAACAACAUCUGCUGUUGCAGCUACAGGCAAGGCCAAGAAACGUGGUUCCCCAUUGAAAGAAAGCACAGACAAGCCAAAGCUGCAGAAACUCGAACAGCAGCAGCAACAACAACAGCUGGCGGCAGCAACUAUGCCCCAAAGCACGCCAGCAACUAGUCCCAACAGCAUUAAAACAACGUCAGCCACAGCAAAAACAAAUGUCGCAGCAGCAGCAACUGUUGCACUUGCAAGUGCAACAACAACUGUUGUUGCUGCUGGCACACAGCUGCAACCGGGACAUGCCACGCCCUUUGAUGUGCUGCGUAAAUCGCCCAGUUUUAAUCUAAACAUAACAGCCCUCAAUGAGGAACUGGCACAAACGGUGCAGGAAACAACGAGAGCAUUGACGGAUGCAUUGCAGCCACCAACAACACCCUCCUCCACACCUGCAACACCAGCAACGCCGCCAGCAAUAACAGCAAUGGCAACGGCAGCUGUUGCUGCAACGCCAGCAAUUGCUGUGCCCGUCUCCCCCAAACUAAGCACACCGCCCCAAGCAAUGGGCGUGGCCAAGACCACACAGCAACAACAACAUGUUGUUGGCAGUCCAUUUAUGGAAACUCGCAACGUUUUCGAGUUAAGCACAUCGAAUGAAGGCAGCGGUUACAGCUCAGGGGAAUCGAACAAGGACAACAAACUGGAGAAGCUAGAGAAUGUCAAGAUAUUGCUGGCGGGAACAGCGGGUUCAUUUGAUUUGGAUGCUGUGAAAUACGAGCAGAAGCCGAGCUCCAUUGCAGACAAGGUGCUCAAAGCUAUCAGUCAGAAGAAGGAGGAAGUGGAGCAAAGCAAAACCAAGAGUCAAUCAAGUGACAACAGCAAUAUGACGAUCACGAUGAUGGAACAGAGCAAAGAGGAGCAACAAUCCUGCUCCUCCUCCCCCACCUUUUCUUCCGCCGCCACCGCCCCCGUCUCCUCGUGCAACAUCAAGUCCGAGCCGGGCAGCUCGCUCAAUCUUAAGCUGGACACAUUGAAGCUGUUGAGUGAGCCGCUCAAGAUUCAAACGGGCGGAGGAGGCGUGACAUUGCCGGUCCUCAGUGAUUUGUAUCGUCGCACAAGUUGCAGCAACAGUCCGGAAACCAAAUCCAUUCUGGACGCCUCGCUGUCGGCUAAGAAUAGCGAACUGAGUGAAACCAUACAGAAGCUGGAGUGUGCGAUCCAACAACGCAAGACACCAGUCGCUGGACAAUCCUUGGCUGGCUCAUCCACAGCUGGAACACCGCCAGUGACGGCAACGGCGCCUACAAGCUUCUCUGAUGAGUCCAUGGACAGCACGGACUCGGAACAGCGUCUGGUCAUUGAAGAUGUCAUGACGGAGGAGCCGAGCUUGGUUAGCGAGCUCAAGAGUCCACUAUCCGAGGCAUCCGGCAGUCUGUCGGGCAGUGCGUCCGUCAAACUCGAGCUGAAACAAUUGACGGGAGUUCCAGCUCCCAAUGCGUUGAAGCCAAUGCCAAGAAUGCCAGGAGCUGGAACUGGCACAGCAAUUGCAGCGGGAAUGGGUAUGGGAUUGGGAGCGGGAUCGGGAUCGGGAGCGGGUAAUUCACCUGUCAUGUCCAGCUGUGUGCCCAUUGUGCUGCCAGAGAUUCCAGUCUCUGUUGUCGUUGCACUGCGUCAUAGUCCUGGCAGUCUCAGUCCAGCCCAGUCACCCAAAACGGAGACCAAACUGACAACGUCAACGACAACAACAACAACAUUGCCCGAUGAUAGCAACAUGUUGCUGCUGUACAGACCACAGAGUCCCACAUUGUCCGAUGCGGUUGCUGCUGUCGUUGCUGCCACAAGCACAACAAUUGCAAGCACAUCGACAACCACAUCCGCGUCCCUGUCCCGACCAUUUGUGCUGCAGCCGGCAAAGGAGACGGCCGUCACUCUGAAUGUCUCUCCAGCUGCAAGCAGUCCACUGAUCAGCGAUGCCACCCACAAUGAAGCGGCCAUCAAUCUCUUGUGCGAGGAGACCAUACCCGGCAGUCCGGCACCCAACUACAGCAGCAAGGAUGAGCAGCCAAGCAACAGCGUUGUUGUCGUCACAGCAGCAGCAGCAGCAGGAACAGUGCCAGCAACUCUUGCACCCGCUGUUGUGGCAACAACAUUGAGCAUAUCUGGCAUAACGCCUUUGCCACCAGACACGCCUCCACCUCGAGCAGUGACCGCGGCUCUCAUCAAUCAACCAGCAACUGCAACUGUUGCAGUUGCAUCUGCAGCUGCCACAACAGCAGCAACAGCUGCUUCAGUCUCGCCCAACAGUUCGCCGGAGUCACCAGCCUGCAGCCAGGAUGACAGCAGCGAGGAGAACGGCAGCAGCAGUCUCCUUCGUUUUGUCAAGAAGUAUGUCGAGGUGGAGAGCACAUCUAUGGGCGGUAGACGCAAACGUCCUCGCAAUAAGGCAUCUGAUGCCAACGCCCAAUCCCCGGCACAGGGACAGAUGACAGCUGCUGCAGCUGCCGCCGAGUUGCAUGCGAUGGGCAAACGUCGCAGGCAGCAACUGAAUAGCAUGCGAAAAACAACAACAACAACGGUUGGCUCCGAUACGGAUGAUAAUUCCGACAACAUUGUGACCACACAACGUCAGAGUGCACGCCAGCAGCUGUUGCCACAAGCACAGCAGCAGCAACAACAACUGCAGCAGCAACAGCAACAACAGCAGCAGCAACAACAACAACAACAAUUGCAGCAGCAACAGCAACAACUGCAACAGCAACAACAAACAACAGUCAAUGCAUCGGGUGUGCGUCCAUGUCCAUACAACUUUCUCGUCGAAUUGGAUCCCUCGCUCAGCGCGGAGCAGUGCAUACUGAUAUUGCGCAAACAGAUUCAAGAUUUGCGCAAGGCCUACAACACGAUCAAGACCGAUUUGGCAGUCAUCGAUCGUCGGCGCAAGAAGUUGCGACGUCGCGAGCGUGAGAAGAAGCAACAACAACAGCUGCAGGGCGGGCAGCAGGGCAAGAUCUGCACCUGAAUACACAACGGAGAAGAGAAUGAGAUGCAGAAGCAUACCCUAAGAGUUCUAUUUCGAUAUCAUGUAUCCAAUAUGUAAUACAUACAUACAUCAUAUAUAAUUCAUAUAUAUGGCAUGGAUUUUAAAUGGAGAAUUGUAAAUCUUGUAUUCAACUUACAUUAGAAUUGUUUUUUUUUUUUUGCCUCUCUUUACUUGUAACUAAAGAGAAAAUUAUGUGUAAUAG